AUGUCCGUGCUGCUGGCCACCCUCGGAGCGUCGAUGGCCGUCGGAGGCUGGGCCGUCGGCAUCGGCGUCGGCGGCCUCUGCGUGGACCAGCUGUCCCGCGGCAUCGGCGGCUUCGUGCUUACCGAGAGCCAGGAGGUCUGGAUCGUGACGUCCAACUUCAUCGGGACAGUGGUCGGAUCUGCCGCGGCCGGGGAGUUCUCUCGUCGCCUCGGAGCCAAGAACACCAUGCUCUGGUUCUGUAUUCCCGCCGUCGUUGGCUUCGUCAUCACCAGCGUGGCCAACUGCUACGAGGUUCUGCUAGCAGGACGCCUGUUGGUUGGCUUCUGCGCCGGUCCCGCCUUCGUGCUGCACGUGUUCUACAUCAGCAGCAUUGCGUCGCCGGAGUACCGCGGCCUCCUGGCCAUGCUGCCCGACAUCAUCUACAUGCUGUACGUGAUCGUGAGCCUGGUGCUGGGCCUGGCGCUGCCAUGGUGCUACUCGCUGGUGUUCCUGCGCGAGCUAGGCACGGCGCUGGACGCCACACUCGUCAGCGUGCUGCUCUGCGUGGUGCGCAUCGUCACCGUAGCCGUCGUGUCGGUGCUGCUCGACCGAGCCGGCCGGCGCACGCUGCUCAUUGUCUCCGCCUGCGGCAUGGUGAUCAGCUACCUGGCCGUGGCCGCCUACUUCUACGUGCCGGCGCUGGCGGCGUACGCGUGGUUGCCGCUGGCGGCGCUGGUGCUGGCUGUAUUCUUUUUCUGCAUGGGCGUGGGUUCCGUGUCGUGGUGCCUGAUCGGCGAGAUGGUGCCGCCGCGGCUGAGCGAUGCCGCCGGCGCCGCGCUCGUCUUCUACUACAACGUCGCGUCGCUGCUGAGCGUGCAGCUGUUCCCGGCCAUGCUGGCGGCGCUGGGCUUGGGCGGCGUGUUCCUGGUGCACGCCGGCAUCGUGUCCGCGCUGCUGCUGGUGGUGGUGCUGGCCGUGCCCGAGACGCGCGGCCUCUCGCUGCAGCAGAUCGAAGCGCUGUUCGAGGCGCCCCGGGACGACACGUACAGGCUGGUCAAGGCCCUGCCGCUGCCGGCCGGCUACAACACAUUCAGCCCCGUCGGUGGCGGCUGA
Molecule: messenger RNA, 1092 nt
Organism: Pollicipes pollicipes
Lineage: Eukaryota; Metazoa; Arthropoda; Thecostraca; Pollicipedomorpha; Pollicipedidae
Product: facilitated trehalose transporter Tret1-like
Exons: 5
Coding region: 1-1092 (363 amino acids)
Biological process (GO): transmembrane transport
Cellular component (GO): membrane
Molecular function (GO): transmembrane transporter activity
Source: RefSeq, a predicted model, not a curated record